UUCAACAGGCAACGUGAAAUCCUGAAAUUCUCCCUCCGAAAAAUAAAGUUAGAAAGAAAAUAUUCUUAAAUUCUUAGUGCAGCAAUCAACUCCUGAUAAAUCACCUGAAUAAUUAUCGUAAGGCUGGAUGUUAUUGCAACUGACUUUAAUCAACAGAAUUUAUUAAACCUCAAUCUUCAGUGAGACAAUAAUUCAUUAGUAGUAAAUUCACUAAAUAACUUCCUGGAGACUGAAUUUUGUGGGAGUCAACCAACUUUGUCAAGAAAAUUUAUCCACCAGACAGGAAUGAAAUCCCAAAUAAAAAGAUCAUUCGAUUCUCAGUGAAAGAGUAGUUAAUUACUGGUAACACACUUAAAUAAUCAACACCAAGGCUGGGAUCUGUGGUUUUCAACGCACUUUAAUCAAGAAAGUUUGUUCAACAGAUGUGAAAUCCUCGUGGAUUCUAACUAAUUAAAUCUCAUUAUCCUGGAGUUGAAUAAAGUUUUCGUUGUGUUCGACUGCAAGAGGUACAAUGUCCACUGGAAGUAUCUUAUUAAAUAAUUUGAGUUGAUUUUUAAGACCACAUGAACAAGUUAAUGCUCAUUUCGUGGGGUUUUCGAAUAAUUAAAAUGCUGAUCGAGAUCUUCUGAUUCAUUAAAAAAAAGUUACGAAUUAAUUGGGUAGCAAUUUGGUUCAUUCUCAAGGUACCAUAAACCUCGGAUUCAAUCAUGGAUAAAUUGCAUGAUUAUCAAGGAAUUACGGGCCGAAUGCAUGGUGUGCGUGAUAAAAUCAGUGAAAAGUGGAGUGAGUUUAAAGAGUGGAAGAAUGAAAUACCAACGAAUCAGGGAAUUGGGGGCGUUGUUGCGCAUUUUCGUAAGCCACCGAAAUUGGAGAGAAGUCUGGAGGAUUACUCCCAUGUUUACAGGCAAAAGACACGGGGAGAACUGGUGAGGAUAUCAGCAGCAGUGAUGGGGAUUGAAUUUUCUUAUGCCGCUGAAACAGCAUUUGUCUCGCCUACUCUAUUAAAAAUCGGUGUUGAUCAUCAGCAUAUGACUCUGGUAUGGGCUCUCAGUCCCCUUGUGGGAUUCUUCGUCACACCGAUCCUCGGCAGUGUCAGUGACCGAUGCAGAUAUAAAUUCGGGAGGAGAAGACCUUUCAUUCUACUAUUAUCCAUUGGCGUUUUUCUUGGAUUGCUAUUGGUACCCAAUGGAGAGGAUAUGGGCUACGCUUUUGGUGACCCCAGACCACUGCCAAAUCACACAGCUCCUCUGGGCCAUCGAGUCACUGCUAAAGUUGCCAAUGAAACUGCCCCCGCAGUCCCAACGUCAUCCCACUGCUGGGGAAUAUUCUUCACGAUUUUAGGAACCGUUUUACUGGAUUUCGAUGCUGACGCAUGUCAAAGUCCAGCCAGGGCUUAUCUUCUAGAUGUAACGAUACCAGAGGAUCAUGCCAGAGGUCUCAGUACAUUCACCAUAAUGGCUGGUCUCGGUGGAUUUAUGGGAUACGGUUUAGGAGGAAUAAAUUGGGAUGCCACGAGUAUUGGUGUUGCACUCGGUGGACAUCUGCAUGCAACAUUCACGCUUAUCACUAUUAUCUUCAUUAUUUGCGUUUCUUACACAGUCACCAGCUUCAAGGAAAUUCCUCUUUAUCUUCUGGAGCGGGAUGAGUAUCAGAAUAUUCAACGAACGCAACAGGAGGCGAAACCAGACAAUGAAUACGAGAAAAUAACGGGCGAAGAAUGCACAUCCUAUGGAGCAGUUGCAACGGAAAUUGCUGAAAGACAUGACGAUUUGAUACUGAAGCCACUUCCGGUAGAUACAAAGAGACACGGAUCAGUGCCAAUGAUCCCCGAGAUCUCCUCACCAGGCAGCUACGAUAAUGACAUACAAGAGAGCCAGAAUAUUGAAACAAGAGUAACACUGAGUGAAUACCUGAUGUCAAUAGUCUACAUGCCUCACAGUGUACGCAUGGUUUGUCUGACCAAUCUCUUCUGUUGGAUGGCACACGUGUGCUACUCCCUCUACUUCACUGAUUUCGUAGGCGAAGCGGUUUACGGGGGUAAUCCACAGGCGCCGGAGGGAUCAGUGGAACGAGAGCUCUAUGAGUCGGGCGUGCGAUUCGGAUGCUGGGGAAUGUCGAUGUAUUCACUAUCAUGCGCCUGUUAUUCUUUGAUCAUCGAAAAAUUGAUAGAACUGUAUAAGGCACGCAAAGUUUAUAUAUACGGCCUCCUCUUCUACAGUUGUGGAAUGAUGAUGAUGGCGCUUACGAAGCAUCCAGCAGGCGUUAUAAUUUUUUCGUGGACUGCAGGCGUCAUGUACUCCACGUUAUUCACCAUGCCGUAUUUAUUAAUUGCACGGUAUCAUGCACUCUCCACGUUCGCUGUAACAACAAAUGGUGAGACCAUUCAAAGCGGUGGAGUGCGAGGCCUAGGCACAGACGUGGCAAUCGUGUCAUCCAUGGUAUUUCUAGCCCAAUUUCUCCUAUCUUGCUGUCUGGGAACAAUCGUAAGUUUAUCAGGAACAACAACAGCCGUUGUAUUCGUCGCAAGCACACUCGCAGCUUGCGGCGCACUAUCAGCGACCCAAGUGAUGUAUCUAGACCUCUAAGUCAUCGAUUCAGUCUUCAUUUAUUACGGGGUCGAUAGUGAUGUGCCAUUUAUCUUGGGAAUUUAUUCAAUCAGUAUUAAUCAUACAGUGGAAUGGUUUUCAAUAAUUGACAGGUCUCACUAAGCACAAAAUUAAUGAAUUUAUUGAUGAAUUAAUUAUAAAUGAUCUGUGUUGAUGUGUAAAUAUUGUUCGA
This is a messenger RNA of Diachasma alloeum, 2778 nucleotides long. It is a transcript of the gene lovit, whose product is annotated as proton-associated sugar transporter A. Lineage: Eukaryota; Metazoa; Arthropoda; Insecta; Hymenoptera; Braconidae. The coding region runs from base 708 to 2585 and encodes 625 amino acids. Gene Ontology annotation, cellular component: membrane. The transcript is spliced from 9 exons. The record is from RefSeq and is a predicted model, not a curated record. Gene Ontology annotation, molecular function: sucrose:proton symporter activity.